CUAACUGUUCAGUACUUAUUCAGCCGCCAUGACACCCUUAACACGAACGAUGACUGACAAACUUCUACAAGAUUACAACAGUGUUUUACUUAAAAUUUCAUUUAAAUUAGAUGAGGAACAUCAAAAGAAGCUGCUACAUUACUGCAGUGGACUUAUUUCGAAACAGGUUACUGAUACAAUUGAUAUAUUACGUUCUUUGGAGUACAAGGGAAAGAUUUCGUGGGAAGAUGUAAAUUUUGUGAAAGAAGCUAUGCGUAAAAUUAAUAGAUUCGAUAUUGUUAAAGAGUUGACCGAGUAUGAAAUCAAGCGGGAUUUGACACUUCUUCUGGAUUUCUAUGCGAGGAAGAUUCUAAACUUGGAUUUACAUUGCUGUUCUGUAUCUGUGAAAAGAAUAGUUGGACAUUUAGUAAGACUUAUGGAGGUCGCAAGAGACAAAGUUGACAUCACAUCGAUAAGCUUAACAGUAGAAUGUUGUAAAGACAUGAGGAAAGCGUUAGUGGAUUUUGAAGAUGAGAUUGACUGUGGUGAACUAACUUUUUCCUGGAAUGAAUUUACUAUGCUCGUUGUUAUCGCCGGAGAAAUCAUAGCCGUCGCUUAC
Molecule: messenger RNA, 598 nt
Organism: Orbicella faveolata
Lineage: Eukaryota; Metazoa; Cnidaria; Anthozoa; Scleractinia; Merulinidae
Biological process (GO): regulation of apoptotic process
Molecular function (GO): protein binding
Source: RefSeq, a predicted model, not a curated record